Molecule: messenger RNA, 504 nt
Organism: Procambarus clarkii (red swamp crayfish)
Lineage: Eukaryota; Metazoa; Arthropoda; Malacostraca; Decapoda; Cambaridae
Product: calcium-binding and coiled-coil domain-containing protein 2-like
Source: RefSeq, a predicted model, not a curated record
AUGGCCGGUUACCAGUCUGAAAAGGUCAGUUACCAGUCUGAAAAGGUCAGUUACCAGUCUGAAAAGGUCAGUUACCAGUCUGAAAAGGUCAGUUACCAGUCUGAAAAGGUCAGUUACCAGUCUGAAAAGGUCAGUUACCAGUCUGAGAAGGUCAGUUACCAGUCUGAGAAGGUCAGUUACCAGUCUGAGAAGGUCAGUUACCAGUCUGAGAAGGUCAGUUACCAGUCUGGAAAGGUCAGUUACCAGUCUGAAAAGGUCAGUUACCAGUCUGAAAUGGCCGGUUACCAGUCUGAAAAGGUCAGUUACCAGUCUGAAAAGGUCAGUUACCAGUCUGAAGAGGUCAGUUACCAGUCUGAAAUGGCCGGUUACCAGUCUGAAAAGGUCAGUUACCAGUCUGAAAAGGUCAGUUACCAGUCUGAAGAGGUCAGUUACCAGUCUGAAAAGGCAGGUGUAAGCAAUAUGGAAGUCAUUGCUCACCCCAGAAAGGUCUACUUCCUAUGUUGA